CUUGCCUUUGGGUAUCUUGUUCAGGUGGCUAGAGACUUGAUCCACCCAUCCUUAGAGGAGGAGAAGAGGAAACACAAAAAGAAACGCCUGGUGCAGAGCCCAAAUUCCUACUUCAUGGACGUCAAGUGUCCAGGAUGCUACAAGAUCACCACGGUGUUCAGCCACGCCCAGAUGGUGGUUCCAUGUGUCGGAUGCUCAACCGUCUUGUGCCAGCCUACGGGAGGCAAAGCCAGACUCACGGAAGGUUGCUCAUUUAGAAGAAAGCAGCACUGAGCAAUUCCUCUGCUGCUGCACAUGCCGUGGAAGCCUUACCCGACUGACAACACCGCAGCUGAAUCUAGCAAAGUUAAUUCUGUUUCGCUUGACAAA
This is a messenger RNA of Euleptes europaea (tarantolino), 369 nucleotides long. It is a transcript of the gene RPS27L, whose product is annotated as ribosomal protein S27 like. The transcript has 3 exons. The record is from RefSeq and is a predicted model, not a curated record. Gene Ontology annotation, cellular component: ribosome; cytosolic small ribosomal subunit. The annotation marks the transcript as partial. Lineage: Eukaryota; Metazoa; Chordata; Lepidosauria; Squamata; Sphaerodactylidae. Gene Ontology annotation, biological process: ribosomal small subunit assembly; translation. Gene Ontology annotation, molecular function: structural constituent of ribosome; RNA binding.